Styela clava is the source of this 2183-nucleotide messenger RNA. RefSeq names its product ribosome-releasing factor 2, mitochondrial-like. Gene Ontology annotation, cellular component: mitochondrion. The record is from RefSeq and is a predicted model, not a curated record. Gene Ontology annotation, molecular function: GTPase activity; GTP binding. Gene Ontology annotation, biological process: ribosome disassembly; mitochondrial translation. NCBI's taxonomy places the organism in Eukaryota, Metazoa, Chordata, Ascidiacea, Stolidobranchia, Styelidae.
UUUUGUUCUUUUUUAUAUUUAAUUAGAAAGGUGAUAAUGAAUUUGAAAUUUUUGAAAAAUCUUCGAAACAAAGCAUUUCAUGUUGUCAUUAGAAAACAUAGCAAUGAAGUUUCCUCUAAAAUCCGAAAUAUUGGAAUUAUUGCUCACAUAGAUGCAGGAAAAACAACAACAACCGAAAGCAUGCUAUAUCAUGCUGGCGCAAUCAAAAGAAUGGGGAAAGUUGACUCUGGAAAUACAGUUACCGACUUCCUCCCAUCAGAACGUGCUAGAGGAAUAACAGUACAAAGUGCAGCUGUAAGCUUCAACUGGAAUGAUACUUGUCUUAAUCUUAUUGAUACACCUGGCCAUGUAGAUUUUACUGUCGAAGUGGAAAGAGCGCUUCAUGUCUUGGAUGGUGCUGUCACAGUCCUAGAUGGGUCUCGUGGAGUUGAGGCACAAACUCGAACAGUUUGGCGUCAAGCAGAUAAGCUGAAUGUUCCGAGAAUCGUGUUUGUAAAUAAAAUGGACAAAUCGGGAGCAGAUUUUGCUGCUACUGUACUGUCCCUACAAGAAAGUUUAUCAGCAAAAACUUUUAUCAUACAAUUCCCAGUGAUGACAAAUGAAUUUUCUGGAUUAGUGGAUAUUGUUAAUGGUACAGUAUCGAAAUGGCAAGCUAUAGAUAAUCCAGAUAGUUUUUGCACAGUGGCACUAACAGAAGAUGAUGACAUAUUGUGGAAAAAUUACAUAGGUUUAAAACAAAAACUUAUUGAGCAACUAGCAGAUUUAUAUGAUGAUAUCGCCAAUAUGUAUUUAACAGAAUACACUGAUCGCAUAGACAAAUUUCCAAGCAAACCACUUGUCACAUCAUUGUCUCACGCAGUAAAAAAUUUCAAUGCAAUUCCUAUAUUAUGUGGAAGUGCAGUAAAAGACAUUGGCGUUCCCUCAUUAUUAGAUUCUGUAAUUGAUUAUUUGCCUUCGCCUGAUAACUCUAACACAAAUUUAUCAAUAAAAAAUAAAGAUAGUUUAGUGGGAUAUGCUUUCAAAGUUGUUCACCAUAAAAGGUUUGGACCGGUUGUAUUUAUAAGAGUUCUGUCAGGAAGCAUUUCAACUGGCAAUAAAAUUUUCAAUGGCUCCAAAGACCAUUCAGAAACUGUAUCACAACUAUACACAGUUUUUGCUGAUGAAUAUAAACCAAUUUCAAAAGCUUCAGAAGGACAAAUUGUUGCAAUAACUGGUUUAAAAUUAACAGGAACAGGAGAUACUUUAUUUGAAAAAAAUGCAGAAGCUAAUGAGAACCUGGCACCAGUGACAAUUCCACAGCCAGUAUAUUUUUGUACUGUAGAAGCAGAUACCCAAACAGAGCUAAAAGCUUUAAAUGGAUGCCUCACUGUGCUCAUUCGAGAAGACCCAUCAAUUAGAAUAAAAAUGGAUUCAAACUCUGGACAAACAAUUUUGUGCGGAAUGGGUGAACUACACAUGGACAUUUUGAUUGAAAGAAUCAAAAAUGAGUUUAAGACAAAUUGUUAUAUUGGACCAAUCCAAGUUGCAUAUCGUGAAACUCUUUUGGAGAAAACUCAAAGAUGUAAGUUUUCCUAUAAUCGUACAGUUUUGGAAAAAACACAUAACAUAGAAAUGGAAUUAACUGCUGAUCCUAUUAAAUCAGAUGACAUUUCAAUUUCAACCAAGGUCACGGACAUUACGCCAGAAGUUCGAAUGGCUAUCAAAGAUGGAAUUCUACAAGCUUGUCAGUCAGGGCCAAUGAUGGGAUUCCCAUUAAUGAGAGUAAAAAUUUCAGUACGAAAAUUUAAAAUGACAUCGAACUCACCUAAAACUAUAGUAACUGCAGCUGUAGUAAAUAUGGUCCAAGAGUUCUUUUCUCAAGCCAAUUUUUGUGUUCUAGAGCCAAUGAUGGAUAUCGAAAUUGUUACCAAUUCAAACAAACUUGACCUUGUUUUAAAAAGUCUUGCCCAGAAGCAUGCAACAAUAUCAGAAGUCAAAGGCUAUGAGAUUGAAAGAUAUGUAUCGGCUCGAGCACCUGUCUCUGAAAUGCUUGGGUUUGCAUCUAAAUUGAGGAGUAUUUCAUCUGGUAAUGCAGAUUUAACAUUGGAAAUCUGUGGUUAUGAAGUAGUUUCAAAUGAAAAUAUUGAGACUCUUCGUAGUCGAUUAAUAGGUGGUGUUUCAUACAAAUAAAUUUUGCACUUUGA